AUGCUUUCUCAACCUCCGUCACUUGUUGCUGCUUCAGCCAUUUUCUUGGCUAAGUACAUUCUAGACCCAACAAGAAGAUCAUGGAAUUCAACAUUGCAACAUUAUACGCAGUAUAAAUCUAUGGAGUUGAAAGGAUGUGUGAAGGAUCUUCAACGAUUGACUAGUAACGCUCAUGUCACUACUCUUCCUGCUGUAAGAGAGAAGUACAGUCAACACAAAUACAAGUUUGUGGCGAAGAAGUUUUGUCCAUCCACAAUCACACAAGAGUUCUUCAACAACAGUUAG
Molecule: messenger RNA, 285 nt
Organism: Eruca vesicaria subsp. sativa (arugula)
Lineage: Eukaryota; Viridiplantae; Streptophyta; Magnoliopsida; Brassicales; Brassicaceae
Source: the annotation of a GenBank genome assembly